Molecule: messenger RNA, 2716 nt
Organism: Aphanomyces astaci
Lineage: Eukaryota; Oomycota; Saprolegniomycetes; Saprolegniales; Verrucalvaceae
Exons: 3
Coding region: 11-2587 (858 amino acids)
Biological process (GO): proteolysis
Cellular component (GO): extracellular region
Molecular function (GO): protein binding
Source: RefSeq, a predicted model, not a curated record
UUCUUUUGAUAUGAGCUCCGUUGGUCUUGUCUUGGCGGUGAUGCUGUGUAUUGCCCAGGCCUUACCCGUUCCAGGCGUAUGCUACUCUCCAUUUCACUUGGCAGAGUACCCUCUCCAUGGGUAUGAGUCCCCGUAUUUACUGCCAGCAGGCAUGGAUGCGGACUUCAAACUCAUGGCCCAGCUCGGCUACACCACGGUGCGCACGUAUUACUCCAACUACUAUGGCUACGACAUCGCCCCUAUUGCUGCCAAGUAUGGCAUCCAGCUGUACUUGGGUGUUUACAUGACGACAGAAUCCUGGUACGAGAGCCAAGUGACGUCGGCUGUGAAUGCUGCCGUCAAUUACCCGAAUACCGUCCAAGCCAUCCUCAUUGGCAACGAGAACGUAGCCCCGUACGGAACAUUCACCGUCGAGGACAUUGUAACGCAAAUGAACUUCACACGCAACCGCAUUUUCAACCAAACGAACCGGACGUUUCCAGUUGGUACCGUCCAACGCAUUUCCGAGUGGCUUCUUUCCGCUCCAUCGAUGAUCCAACUCGGAGCAGCCUCCGAUGUGAUUGGAGUCAACAUUUACCCUUUCUUCGACGCGGGAUUCACUUGGACGAAUCCGGUGGCACUGCUCCAAGGCUCUUGGAAUAGCAUGGUCACAAAGUUCAAACUGCCAAAGCUGCUACUGACUGAGACGGGGUGGCCUUCGGGUGGAGCACCCGCGACGUGGGCUCCCAACAACACGCCCAGUUUGGCCAACUCCCUCGCGUACUUCCAAACGUUUAAACAGUGGAUGCAAGACAACCAACGACAACACGACUUUUGGUACAGCAUGUUUGACUCUCGACCUGACGAAACUCUCUGGGCGGAUAUGGAAUACCAUUUUGGCUUGCUGACGCACGAUCGAAGCAACAAAUCCACCACCACAAUCCCCCCCACGCCUGCACCUACUCCUCAAGCUACGCCUGCACCUACUCCUCAAGCUACGCCUGCACCUACUCCUCAAGCUACGCCUGCAUUUACUCCUCAAGCCACGCCUGCACCUACUCCUCAAACCACGCCUGCAUUGACCCCCGCACCUACUCCUCGGCCUACCCCCGCACCUACUUAUCAGCCUAUUCCAGCCCCCACCCCUGCACCCACUCGGGAACCUACCCCCGCUCCAAUCUUUCCCCUUACGCCUCGCGCCACUCCAGCGUCCACCAUAUCGGGUACUUGCAGCGCAAUUCAAGAGGAUACAGACUACACGGGGGCGACGAUUGCUGCAGUUCAGCGCUCAACGGCAGAUCUGUGCUGCAGUGAUUGCAAUGCGAACUCCCAAUGCAAAUUGUACGUCUGGUUUCAAGGCACGUGCUAUUUGAAGAGCAAUCUCGGAACUAAAUCACAAUCGACUGGACGUCGUGCUGGGGUGAAGCAGCUAGUGGGCACCACGUGCAGCGUCAUCUUUGAAAACACCGAGUUUCAAGGCAAUGACAUUAGCUCGUCCGUCCGAUCUUCAGCAGAAUUGUGUUGUGGUGACUGCAACGCAACCCCAAAAUGCAAAGCUUUCGUGUGGUUCCAAGGCAUUUGCUACCUGAAAAGCGCCGCCGGUGUUCAAACGACUGCCACCAGUCGACGCGCAGGAAUUCUGCUGUCCAGCACGACGCCAGCUCCACUGCCAAUUUCUUCUACUCCUGCACCCACCACCACCUUGGCAAUUACCCCUGCACCUAUUGCGCCCCUCACCCCUUCACCUACCACCAACACAUGUUCGACGAUUGAAGAGAACACAGACUACACUGGUGCUGUCAUUGGUACCAGCGCCCAAGCUACUGCCGAGGCGUGCUGCGGCGUCUGCAAAACCACCUCCACGUGUCAAGCAUACGUGUGGUAUCUAGACACGUGUUAUUUAAAGAGUGCAGUGGGAACCAAGGUAAACCUCACUGGCCGUCGUGCGGCUAGCAUUUCGGCCACGCCGAUCUCCUGUUCAACGUUUGAGAACGAUGUCGACUACUCUGGCAACGACAUCGGGGCCACCAAGCAAGUGUCGGCCAAUCUUUGUUGCUCGGAUUGUCAGGCCGUGGCAGGCUGUCAACUGUUUGUGUGGCGAGAUGGAACUUGCUGGCUGAAGCGAGCGAAGGGUGCGUCCGUUCGAGUCCUGGGGGCCACUGCUGGCUUCUUGCCGUCGUCCAUGAGCGUGGAAUCGUGCGGUGUGGUGGAGCCCAACACGGACUACGUUGGGAACGAUGUUGUAAGCGUAGCCGGUGCUACCACGAGCGACUGCUGCCAGGCGUGUCAAAGCGAACGUACUUGCAACGCCUACAGCCAGUCCCAGGGAAAGUGUUACCUGAAAUCUGGUCGCUCCACCGUGUCCACCGUGUCUGGUGUCACGUCGGCGCGUGUCAACAAGUGCUCGACCGUCGAAGUAGGUGUGGACUACGUUGGGAACGAUCUAGCAAGUGCGGCAGCUCCGUCGGCUCAAGAUUGCUGUGCCUUUUGUCGUAAUACCAACGGAUGCAAUGCCUAUACAUAUGGAUGGGGUACGUGUUUCUUGAAGACGGCCAAAGGAGCUACCCGUGCCAACUCGGCGGCACAGUCAGCUACUGUGGUGGCGUAAGUUUCAAUCAACUCAUGCACCGUCGUCCGAAAAUGCCAUUAUUGAUUGUUCAACUUAUGGUGAUGACAGGUUUACGUACUAUUAAUAUGUACGAACAACUACUAUUAACGUUAAUAGAUGAAGUAUUAC